AUGGAGAAUUGGGUUUUAGUUAAGAUUAUAGGUCGAGGUUCUUAUGGUGUAGUUUGCUUAGCAAAACAAAUGACUAAAGAAAAAUCCGAUCGUCACUAUUAUUUUGCCGUCAAACUUACUUCUCUUCAACGUAAAUCUUCAUUGUUAUGGGAAGAACAAGUGUUGAAACAUUUCAAGGAUUGUCCUGAAAUUGUUCAAUGUUUAGGAAGUGAGAUAACCUUCGGAGAUAUUCCCGAUGAUAUGGUUCUUUACAAUUUGAAGUUAGAGUAUGCUCCUGGAGGGACGUUAGCUGAUUUGAUCAAACAGAGAAAGAAGUUACCUGAAGAUGAGGUGAAGGAUUAUCUUCGAAUGAUACUUAAAGGCCUCUCCUGUAUUCAUCGUAGAGGAUUUGUUCAUGUUGAUCUUAAGCCUGCGAAUGUUCUUGUGUUUCCCCAAAGUGAUGGGAAGAUGAAAUUGAAAAUUGCUGACUUUGGACUUGCUGAGAGAUGCAAGCAUAUUGUUGAUGAUCAAGAUAGAGGGUAUUUGAGGAAGUUUAAAGGAACGCCUAAAUAUAUGUCACCUGAAUCCAUCUUUUUCAAUGAAGUCAAUGGUACGCAUGAUAUUUGGUCAUUGGGUUGUAUUUUGGUUAAAAUGGUUUCGGGAAAGUCUGUGUGGGAUGAUUGUCGUGGUUCUGAACAAUUGAUGACAAGACUUUUGAAUGAUAAAAAUAUACCAACAAUACCUAAGGAAUUAUCCAAACAGGGAAAGGACUUUAUUAAAAGAUGUUUUAUUCGAAAUUAUAAACAACGGUGGACGGCCGAUAUGUUACUCCAACAUCCUUAUCUCAAUGAAGAAAAUGAAGCUACGAAGAAAGGUGAUGAUAUAGUUAAACUUAUCAAAGCCAUUCGUUUACCUCAUCAAUUUUUCAAGAGAAAGGCUAAAUCUAGUAAUAAUGAGAAAUCCAAUCGUCAAAAAGAAGAUUAUUUACCUCAUCUAUUGUACAAGAAUAAAUCAAAUAAGUAA
Messenger RNA from Benincasa hispida (wax gourd), 1002 nucleotides. Its product is annotated as mitogen-activated protein kinase kinase kinase 20-like. Gene Ontology annotation, molecular function: protein kinase activity; ATP binding. Gene Ontology annotation, biological process: signal transduction; protein phosphorylation. NCBI's taxonomy places the organism in Eukaryota, Viridiplantae, Streptophyta, Magnoliopsida, Cucurbitales, Cucurbitaceae. The record is from RefSeq and is a predicted model, not a curated record.